This is a messenger RNA of Rotaria sordida, 645 nucleotides long. The record is from the annotation of a GenBank genome assembly. Lineage: Eukaryota; Metazoa; Rotifera; Eurotatoria; Philodinida; Philodinidae.
AUGAGUCUUGAAAAUCAAACUACUGAUCUUCCUCUUGUGGAGAAAAUCAAAGAUACAUUGCGUGCUGAUAUUGAAGAACGUUUUAAAAAAGUUUAUGAAGAUAAAUUGAUGAUAUUAUGCACAGGAUUAGAUCCAUGUUGGAAAAAAUUCUCUUUUGUACAACGAUUUUUAUAUCAAAACUAUGGUGCAACAUUAUCUAUUUUUAGCAAAUUACAAGUAUUUGAAGCUAAACAAACAGCUUAUCAAUAUUUAAAUGAAAAAUUUAGUCUUUUACUGGGAAAUAAUAUGUCUGGAUCAGUUUCGAAUGUUCAACAUGAAAAAGAACAAAAAACAGAAUUUGAUUUGUUUGAUAUCUUGAUAACAAAUUCAAAUGUUACUCUAUCUACUACGCGAGAUUCUAAAUUAUUUUUGUAUGAGAAUGAACUUGGAAUAUAUCGAAAUGCAAAUCCUCUUGAAUGGCGGUCUCUCAACAAAAUUAAAUAUCCAAUAUUAUCACAAUUAACCUACAUAUACUUAUGUAUUAGUGCUACAAGUGUACCAUCAGAAAGGACGUUUUCGACAGCUGGUCUUUUAACUUCUGAUAGACGUUUGAGAUUGACACCCGAAAAUGCUGACAUCCUCAUGUUCUUGAAUAAAAAUAGUUAA